Messenger RNA from Fonsecaea multimorphosa CBS 102226, 2226 nucleotides. RefSeq lists its product as uncharacterized. The transcript has 2 exons. The record is from RefSeq and is a predicted model, not a curated record. Lineage: Eukaryota; Fungi; Ascomycota; Eurotiomycetes; Chaetothyriales; Herpotrichiellaceae. The coding region runs from base 1 to 2226 and encodes 741 amino acids.
AUGGGUCGCUUCCCAUGGAGUCAGGGAUCGUCCAAGCAAAGCAGCGACAGGCUGCAUGUGGUUGCCGGUGACUGGUUUUCAAAGGACAAUGCUGAACCGUCAAGUCAAGCCUUGAGCGAGUUAAUCAAAGAGUAUUCAAGUGUCGAGUCUGGAAAUCUCGACAUAUCCCCAAAAGCUCGAGUGAGGUCGCGGACGAACACUAUCGCUUCAUCGUUCUCCGCCAAUACUCGGUCUUUGUCAGAUGCCUCGAAUGAGAUGGCCUCCAGGCCUUCUUCCCGACAGAGUUUCGUCGACGGUGGACUUCCGCUGCCCGAGCGCCAAGAAAGUGCUGCGAAGACCCUGCUGAACAAGGGCACUCGCAUGUUGAAGCGGCAAGGGAGUAAGCUCAACCUGCUGCCUUCCCAGAUUGAGGACAGAUCAAGUGUUGUCCUCGCCGAAGCAAGGGCUGUUGAGAUCGCCCCGGUAAAAGGUCUUCAGCGCCAGCCCACGCUGAUCUCCAGACGGUUGAAACGGAGUAUAUCGGGGCCCUUUGCUUUCCAACAUUUGACUCACGCGGAUCAAGCCCACUUCCAGAGUCUGGAUUCAGUUAGCAAAACAGACCUCACGUCAGAAUUCCAUGCAGUCCAUGCAGACCAGCAGCCGGUCGGCCAGAUUCGUGGGAUAACUGUCACGGACCUUCCAGCGAACGGUGACGAACCAAAGAUUCACGUUGGAUUUGACGAGCCAACUUCGCCAACUACCAAUGCCAUCCCUUACCUACCAACAACCCCGACACGCCCAAGCCCGCCGCCUAAGGAUAGCUUCGUGCCGCCAUACAGUCCUUCCGACUUUCGGCUGUCUCGCUCCAUGGAGAAUUUCUCUCGACCAACGAGGCUGUCCGUGGCUGCCGUUGAUAUCUCUCCUUCCUCGGAUAAUGGUAGAAGGUUGUCUGCCAUGAGCCCUAUCAGCCAUGCCAGAGCCCUCGCUAAGCCGCUCCCACACUUGCCAAAUGACCAAGUUGUCCACGCUGUUUCCACUAGGGACGACAUUGCCCUCCCACUCCGUACUGCUCCUCUGCCGUCGCCUCCAAGGACAUUAAUGGAGGUCGUUGAAGAGGAGAACACUGAGGAGAAAGUCAUCGCAGAGGCGGUACGAUUGCCCGUCCAACCACCAAUUGCGGACGUCCUCGCUUCACCUUCGGCCAAACAACGUAAGCGGCGAAGUCAAUCGUCCGGUGAAAUUCAUUUCGGCACUGUUUCCUACAUCUUGCCGAAUGGCUCGUCGAAUCGAGAAACGACCGGCUUGGAAGAUAUGGGAGGGGAGGCAAGUCCCAAAUCCAAGAAUCGAUUCUCUAUUGCGGUGAAACCUAUCGAUAUUGAAGAUUGGGAGGAUGCCAUUGAUUAUUCGUGGGAACAUGCCGCAGAGUUGGAGGAUGACGGUGGCGACAACGCUUCAGCUGGAAUCCUCGAUCAUCCCAGGGCUUUGAGCAUACCUGCGGAGAAUUAUUUGGUGGUGGAGCAGCCAUCCCUCGACGAAGCAUCUUCCUCUGCUUCGACUCCGUUGACAAUGCAAAUACCCAGCAACCCUCCCCGAGAUGACAGUGGCCCUUGUCGCCAGCUCGACCAGGAACCAUCGUCCCCACUCCUUGGGCUGGGAAUUGAGUCUCCGAAGGCUGUCCCCACUGUCUCCUUGGAUGAAGCAGCAGUCAGUGAUCUCCACCAACCUCAGGACAAUUUUGCCUCAACAGACCCUUUUCGCACUCGGGCUAUGCGCAGUCCCGUCUCCACGAUGAGCAAAUCGAGCUCUCAAGAAAGCAUUAUUGCCUCAAUUUUCGGCACACACAGGUCGUCAAAUUCCAGCACGAGUAUUUCGGAUCUCGCCCAUCUAGCAAGUUUCGGGAACUCGGUGGAAAGCCUCAAGCUCGAUCUUCAAGAUUUCGGAGCCAGUGUAGAAAAGCACUUCCGAGAAGGGAGCCAAGACACGAUACGGGAAGGAUCGCAGAGCAGCAAGACGACAGAAUCCCAAGUCAUUGAACCUAUUGGACCGUUCACUACAUCUCCGACAAUCAGGCAUGACCGGGGUGUUUCUGCGUCUCAGAUUCCCGUGCCUGAGAGAAAGUCGUCGAUGCCAGGAGUCGAACUCACGAAGGCUCAACUCGGCCGUAAACGAGCCACCACUGCAUCUUCUCGACCUCGACGUAACACCCGCGUUUCCUAUUCUCUAUUCCCUACCAACGUCGCCACCUGA